Messenger RNA from Diabrotica balteata, 2820 nucleotides. NCBI's taxonomy places the organism in Eukaryota, Metazoa, Arthropoda, Insecta, Coleoptera, Chrysomelidae. The record is from the annotation of a GenBank genome assembly.
AUGGUUCAACUGAGACUGGCUAUGGCAGCUGUUGCUGAAAUGGGCGAGGUUGAGGAUAUGCUUUCCAAAGAUGAAGGUAACAUUGUUACAAACGGUGAUUUAUCAAGUGAUGUAGAUAUGGAAACCCAAGACAUUGAAGACAACAUUAAGAAACCUACAGAGAACAGUUUAGAUACCAAAGAGAAACCAGAAGAAAGCGGAACAGAAGAAAGUAACGAUGCAUCUGAAGAAGGUAUUAACGAGAAUCACUCAGAAUCGGAGAACCCCUUAGCAGACGAAGAGACUCCACAAGAAAGUAAACCAUUAGAAAAGGAAACCCCAAUGGAAGAAGAGUCCUCCCCAGAAGUAAAAAACUCAGAAGAACAAGAAACUAACGAGAGCCAAUUAGAAGCAGCAAUAGACGAGAGUAGCCAAGAAACAAAAGCCAGUGACGAUCAAACGGAAGACGACGAUACGGAGUCAAAGACCAAUGAUGACGAAAAUAGCAAACAAAGCGCGUCAAGUUCAGAAUCAUCAACAAAAAAGUUCGAGGAGAAAGUCGUCGAGAUUCAUGAAAUUGAUUCAGACGAAGAUGAUGAUGACGACAAUAAUAUAUCUAAAAUUAACAACGGCGAUCCAAUUGAACUGAACGAUUCUGGGGGAGAGGACGGAGAUGUACUGAUUGUAGAUACCGAAACGUCAAAACCAAAUGGUACAACUACAGAAGUCAUAGAUUUAGCGACGCCGGAAAAGAAGAAGAAGCCUGAAGUAGACGAGCUCGCUCCCAGGCGGAGUUCAAGGAACCUUAACAAAACCAAAAGCUAUGCGGAAACCGACAAAGAAGAAGAAAAGCAGUCCAACAAGACCGUGCGACCAGAAGUGGAAGCUCCUCGACCAGCCACAGUCGAAUCCAAGGGCGAAUCCGAAGAAUCUGACAUUGAAGAGAUCCUACCGCAAGAUCCGCUUGCGUGUAAUGAUGCAAUUACUGUGGAGAGGAUACCGUCAGAUAAAUCCAAAGUUACGACGAAGAAAGCACCGCCGAUAGUUGUAAACGAUACCAAAAGACUAGUAGAAAUAGCCUCUAAAUCUAACACUAGUAGUAGUAGUAGCACUAGCGUUUCUCAGGGUAAAAAAGAACCUACGUUAGUUAUUAUAGAUACUAAUUCUAUUUUAUCAGGUCGUGGACCUGUUCCUGUAAAUAAUAAGCAGCCCCAGAACUCAAUCCCUGCCACUCCCAGUUAUCAGACUGUACUCCCCAUGGCACUUCCUGCGCAAGGGAUGUAUCCACCCAACAUGCGAGCGACAAUUACGCCCAUCCCUGUGAACUCGUCUGCACUGUCGUCUCAGCACCAACAGAAAUUAUCCCCCGCCACGAUCACCCCUGCUCUAACAACUCCCCUACUACCAACUUUGACAGACGAUAUGUUUGUAGUCGAAGCGCCCUCUUUUAUCGUCCCUUAUGUUUACGAAAAACCACCUGUAAAAGACUUUAAGGAUUUCGUUAAGGAGAUCCAACACCAGAUUAAAAAGAAGGAGGAAAAAGACGAGGCGGCAGAAUCUAAAAAGGGCGAAGAUGGAGGUGAGGACGAGAAAAUGGAUGUUGAUGAAAGUGAAAAACCUAAAGCUGAGGAUAAGUCUGAUCCAAAUUUCGUUCCUGAAUCUAAAAAGGAGUUGGAGGACGCCAAGAAGCCUUAUUCAUACUUUGAUAGUCCUCUUGGUGGUUCAAAUCCAGAAACAGAAAAGACAAUAAAAUCCUUGGUCAAGAACCUGGCAUACAGUAAAGAAAAUAACGAACAUUUCAAGACUGUAUUGAAAAAAUGUGAAUUUUGUAACUUCAAGACAGAAUCGGCGCUGGCUAUGUCGUAUCACUUGGAAACCCCUCAUAUGAAGAACUUUGUUUAUAAGUGUAAUUUCUGUGCAUAUGAAGUGAGAAGCCCACAUGAUAUUCUGUUUCACAUGGAAGCAGAACACGCUGUACGGGGUCAUUUAGAGAGGGCUCCUGCGUUCCAUCAAUGUCCCAAUUGUCCAUUUGAGGACAACCAAAAAGGUAAACUGUCGCGGCAUCUGGUGACCUGUAUGAGAAAAUUCAAACCUGAAAGGAAUCUAGAUCCGCCAGUAGAUUGGGAACCCCCAGCGAAGAUACCAAGAGUGCCUAAAAUGAGACAGCAAGGUUUGAACGCUACAGCUGCAGCUUAUCAGGCCUUGUCUAAGAAUACCCAGUACCAGUUCCUGUCGAAGAUGCAGUUACAGAGUACUCAGAGCGCCAUCAACAGGGGUAGAGGACGGCCGACGUUAGGUCCAAAUAUCAAUAUCAAAUCUCAGGGAGCAAUGAUACGACCACCAGGUAUGCUCUUUAAGCAACAAACAAUGUCUGGAGGGUCAGUUUUGGUACCUACAAACUAUCAACUUAGCGGAAAUCAAGUGUUCCAGGUCUACCAAUGGAAAUUACUAAACCACGUGGCCAGGGAUCAUAACAUGACGUUGAAACCCGCGCAUCUGUCCUACAAAUGCACAGUGUGCACGGCCACCUUCGGCAUGUACAAACAAUUCGAGAACCACGUAUAUUCCGCCCACAGCGUCGUCGCCAAGCGAGUCAUGGACAAGAAGGGCUCCACGACCUCGACAACUUCCAACAGUUCUCCCAAGCCGUCGACUGCUGAUCAGUUGAAACCUCUAAAGAUUAAUGACGAAAUCACGAUCAUCCCGCAGCCUGCAAAGUCCACGGCAAAUGGAAAAGAAGAAAAGAGUUCGCCUAGUACUAGCAAAAAUCCCGAAGCGACAUCUAGCGGCAGUUCUCGUGCUGAACGUUUAGCACGAAGAAAUGCUACCGAGGAAGAUUGA